AUGGCCAAGAUGAUUGCAAACAGGAUGAAACCCCUCCUUGAGUCUAUUAUUUCGGAAUCUCAGAGUGCCUUCCUUCCAGGUAGAUUGAUCAAGGAUAAUAUUCUAAUUGCCUCUGAAGUUGGUCAUUAUCUGAGGAGGAAGCAGUUGGGCCAGGUUGGUUGGGCUGCCUUAAAAUUGGAUAUGGCUAAAGCUUAUGAUAGGAUGGAGUGGUCGUUUGUUAGAGAUAUGCUCUUGGGAUUGGGGUUCGAUGAGAAGUGGGUCAGACUUAUUAUGGUAUGUGUUAACUCAGUAAAGUACAAGGUUUUGGUGAAUGGAAAACCCAACGAUGUCAUUGCCCCAUAUAGGGGUUUGAGGCAGGGGGAUCCCUUAUCUUCGUAUCUACUCAUUAUUUGUGCAAAAGGCUUAUCUUUUGUUAUUGAAGGAUGCCCACGCUAA
This is a messenger RNA of Ipomoea nil (Japanese morning glory), 435 nucleotides long. RefSeq lists its product as uncharacterized. Lineage: Eukaryota; Viridiplantae; Streptophyta; Magnoliopsida; Solanales; Convolvulaceae. The transcript has a single exon. Bases 1 to 435 code for a protein of 144 amino acids. The record is from RefSeq and is a predicted model, not a curated record.